AUGUGUGACGUAGUCCUUGGCGCCCAGUGGGGUGACGAAGGCAAAGGAAAACUCGUGGAUCUUCUUUGUGACGACAUUGAAGUAUGUGCUCGUUGUGCCGGUGGAAACAACGCUGGUCACACUAUUGUGGUUGGAAAAACCAAAUAUGAUUUCCAUAUGCUUCCCUCGGGUCUCGUGAACCCCAAAUGCCAAAACAUCUUGGGUUCGGGUGUGGUUGUACACAUUCCCUCGUUUUUUGAAGAAUUGGAAAAUCUCGAAAAGAAGGGCUUGGACUGUAGAAACCGUCUUUUUGUUUCCUCCAGAGCCCACUUGGUGUUUGAUUUCCACCAACGGACCGAUAAGUUGAAGGAGGCCGAGUUGUCCGAGAACAAAAAGUCAAUUGGUACUACCGGAAAGGGUAUUGGACCCACCUAUUCCACCAAGGCUUCGAGGUCGGGUAUUCGGGUUCACCAUCUUGUUUCCGACGACCCGGAUGCUUGGGACGAGUUCAAGACCAGAUACUACCGUCUUGUGGACUCGAGGUACAAGAGAUAUGGCGAGUUUGAGUACGACGCUGAAGCCGAACUUGAACGCUAUAAAAAGUACCGUGAGGUCCUCAAGCCAUUUGUCGUUGAUUCCGUCAAUUUCAUGCACAAGGCAAUCAAAGACAAGAAGAGGAUCUUGGUGGAAGGUGCCAAUGCGUUGAUGUUGGACAUUGACUUUGGUACUUACCCCUAUGUUACAUCGUCGUCUACUGGUAUUGGAGGUGUCUUGACUGGUCUUGGCCUUCCUCCCACCGCAAUUAGAAAUGUUUACGGUGUAGUAAAGGCCUACACGACCAGAGUCGGUGAAGGACCUUUCCCCACCGAACAAUUGAACGAGGUUGGUGAGAAACUCCAGGACAUUGGUGCCGAAUUCGGAGUCACCACUGGUAGAAAGAGAAGAUGCGGAUGGUUGGAUUUGGUGGUUAUGAAGUACUCCACCGCUAUCAAUGGCUACACUUCGUUGAACAUUACGAAAUUGGACGUUUUGGACACUUUCAAGGAAAUUAAAGUGGGUGUAUCGUACACUUACAAGGGCAAGAAAUUGGAAAGUUUCCCCGAAGACUUGAACGUUUUGAAAAACGUCGAGGUUGACUAUGUCACUCUUCCUGGAUGGGAACAGGAUAUCACUGGAAUCAAGAAGUACUCUGAUCUUCCUGAAAAUGCCCAGAAGUAUUUGAAGUUUAUUGAAGAUUUCCUCGAGGUGCCAAUCGAGUGGGUAGGAACUGGACCUGCCAGAGAGAGUAUGUUGACCAAGUAG
This is a messenger RNA of Meyerozyma guilliermondii ATCC 6260, 1281 nucleotides long. RefSeq names its product adenylosuccinate synthase (gene ADE12). Gene Ontology annotation, molecular function: GTP binding; adenylosuccinate synthase activity. The record is from RefSeq and is a predicted model, not a curated record. Gene Ontology annotation, cellular component: cytoplasm. NCBI's taxonomy places the organism in Eukaryota, Fungi, Ascomycota, Pichiomycetes, Serinales, Debaryomycetaceae. The transcript has a single exon. Gene Ontology annotation, biological process: 'de novo' AMP biosynthetic process; IMP metabolic process. Bases 1 to 1281 code for a protein of 426 amino acids.